UUCAUGCGCUCGAGGCGUCGUCGCUCCCGACGCCGACAGCUGCCUACGCAAGCGUCGCCCAUCGCUUCACGGACAAAACCACAGCACCAUCGUGUUGUCGCGUGCUGGGCACCGUCGCCGACUCGCCGUGACACCACGUCGGUGACCGCCAGCGCGGCACCAGUCGGCGACGAACAAGUCCACGCCUGCGCUGCACGUGGUGGUCGCCGGUGCGCGCCGCAGUUAAUUCCGGUCGCCCGGCGUCCUUUCCGCCGACGGACGCAGCGCCACGCACGCCGCACGCACGCACGCUUGUCGGCAUCCUCCCUCCUCUCGCCGUCCGCCGUCGACCUCGCGUCGCCGUGACAAACUCCGAAUCUGAAAUCCAAAAAAGAAAGAGCCUUUACGCACGACCUCGGACGCAACACGACGGCCUUGCGUUGCGUUGCGUUGCGUUGCGUUGCGUGGGUUCCCUCUCGCCCUUGCUUGCUUCCUACGGCCGUUACUACGCACGCCCCGGUCCCGUCACGGCGGGCAGGACCCAUGGGCGCCGCCGCGGCCCGCCGCCGCCGCCAUCCGUCGCGCGCGCCGCGAUGAGCCCGAGGGCGGGCGCGGAUCCGGCCGCCCACCCGGCGCCAGCCGCGUCGCCGGACCUCCGGGCCCGCCUCGCGCAGGACCUCGACGCCGCGCAGGAGGCGCGGGCGGCCCUGGCGCGCCGCCUCGAGGCCGCGCUCGAGGUACGUACGACCGCCCCUCGCUCGCUCUCCUCUCCUCUCCUCAUCGCCCCCACUUCUCUGAUCCUGCCGCCGCCGCUAAUGCUGCAGGCGAGGAAGGAGUCGGUGCGGCAGGGCGCGGCGCUGGACGAGGCGAGGCGGCGGCUGGACCUGCUGCGGGCGCGCGCGGACGAGCUCGUCGUGCGGAAGCGCAGGGCCGCCGAGGGCGUCGAGCGCCGCAAGGAGCAGCUGCAGGCGCAGAUCGGCCGGGUGCUGCCGCUCUCCAGGGCCCUCGCCGCCGCGCACCGGCAGGUGCAGGAGGCAAGAGAGGGCCUGUCUGGGGAGAAGGCGCGGCUCGGGGAUCUGCAGAGGCUGCUCAGGACGAAGCAGCGGUGUAUGGUGAACCAGGUCGCCGCCUUGUACCCUGUCAGAGUCUUCCGUGAGCCGCCGGUUGCAGAAAACCAUCGUCCCGAUGCUAAUGGAGGGCAUGGAACACUUUCAGAACAGAAUGGUGUGCUUCCACACGAGAAUGGGAACGGGGCGGACUUUCUCGGUGUUGCCAAAUCUCCACAAGUUCGUCACUUGACUUUUUUUGGUUGGCAAAUUGCAAGGCAUAAAACGAAGCAGCAGAGUUACGAUUACACGGAGCUUCAGAGGUCAGCGGCUGUCCUGGGAUAUGCAGCACAUGCAGUAUUGCUCAUAGCCUCAUAUCUUUAUGUUCCUCUCCGGUAUCCUUUGCGCUUUGGAGGAUCACGAUCUUAUGUCAGUGAUCGUUUGCCUUCAGAAGAACAUCCGAGCAUCAGCAGCGCCGACUCAAAACUAACAGAUUAUCCCCUUUUCUUGGAAUUCCAAGAUGACUCUACUAGAGCGUCCUACGCCAUUUACUUGUUGCAGAAGGACACGGAGCAGCUUCUGAACUACGUUGGAGCCGAGAGUUCUGGAAGGAAUGUAUUUGGUAAUCUGCGGGAGCUUAUUAGGAUUAUACAGUCAGAUGAGUAUUUGUACAUAUGACCAUCGAAUCCGCGACAAUUGCGGGUUUGGGUCACUUAUGCUGUAGAUAUGGUAGUAUAUGCAGAUUCAAGUAGGGUGUUCUUUUGUGUGAUUCUUGCCUACUUUCGCUGUGCCGAGUUUUUUGUAUGCAUAGCAAAGAGGGGCAUUACAUAUGGGGUUUUACAUUAGCAUAAGCCUCUCCAUGUAUAUGAUUGAGGUUUCUGGGUACUACCUCAGAGGCUAUUGUACACAAAACAUUAUGAGUUAAUAUCAAAAUUGCAUUUUUUCUCUGUCCA
Molecule: messenger RNA, 1978 nt
Organism: Lolium perenne
Lineage: Eukaryota; Viridiplantae; Streptophyta; Magnoliopsida; Poales; Poaceae
Product: vacuolar protein sorting 38
Biological process (GO): SNARE complex assembly
Cellular component (GO): endosome; lytic vacuole
Molecular function (GO): SNARE binding
Source: RefSeq, a predicted model, not a curated record